Messenger RNA from Ilex paraguariensis (yerba mate), 1293 nucleotides. The record is from the annotation of a GenBank genome assembly. NCBI's taxonomy places the organism in Eukaryota, Viridiplantae, Streptophyta, Magnoliopsida, Aquifoliales, Aquifoliaceae.
AUGCGGACCUCCAAUGAGACCUCUUUUUCCACUACACCACCAUCACCGCCUCCACCAACGGUGCAUAACUCCACUGAAAUCUCUUGUUCCACCACACCACCACCACCACCGCCUCCACCAACGGUGCGUAACUCCACUGAAACCUCUUGUUCCACCACACCACCACCGCCUCCACCAACGGUGCGUAACUCCACUGAAACCUCUACUUUCACCACACCACCGCCUCCACCAACGGUGCGUAAAUCCACUGAAACCUCUACUUUCACCACACCACCACCACCGCCUCCACCACCAUCCCCAUUUCCCUCUCAAUCUCCGGCCACCUAUCCAUACACAGUUCUCACCGUACAUUCCCCAUCCACCACUCAUCUCUUAAACCCCACCCCCAUAUCCACCGACAACUCCAUUAAACUGGCACAUCCCCCUUCACCGGACCACCAAAUUCUUCCCUCACCGGACCACCACGUUCCGCUCCAAUCCGUCACCUCCAAUCGCCUUCUCCGUUUGCCUCCAUGGAAAGGCGUCAAACCCAUCCCACUCGGAAUCUCCGUCUUCGUCGGACUAAUUCUCCGAUUCGCAAUCCCAAAACCACACCAAGUCUCGAAUCAAGCCUGGCAACUCCUCGCAAUCUUCCUCACCACAAUCACCGGCCUUAUAUUCAGCCCAUUACCAGCCGGCGCGUGGACCAUCGUUUGUCUCACUCUCACCGUCAUCACUAAAACCUUAAAAUUCGCCGCCGCGUUCUCGGCGUUCACCAAUGAGAUCAUUUGGCUGAUCAUCGCUUCGUUCUUUUUCUCCAGAGGGGUUGUGAAGACGGGGCUUGGCGAUAGGAUUGCACUGUCCUUUGUGCGAUGGCUUGGAAAAAGUACACUGGGGUUGUCGUAUGGGUUGGUGUUGGGUGAGGCGUUGAUUUCUCCGGCGGUGCCUAGCUCGACGGCGAGGGCAGGUGGGAUUUUUUUGCCGAUCAUUAAGUCAUUGUCGCAGUCGGCUGAAAGCUGGCCGAAGGAUAAAUCGGCCAGGAAGCUUGGGGCUUAUCUAAUCCAGUCUCAGUUGCAGGGACAAAGACAAAUACAGAGAGAGAGAGAGAGAACAAAUGGAUGCAUAGAAGCUACUUCCAUGGCCAAAUCGAGCACUUCAAUGGAUAGAUAUGGUCCAUCAACAGUUCGAGCAUCAACAAAUCUAGCAUCACCAUCGUCCAUCAGCAGAUCGAGCACUUCCAAGGCCAGAUCUGCUACUUCCAUGGACAGAUCUGGUCAACAGUGCUACUUCUAUGGAGAAGGGGGACCAGUGUGA